Messenger RNA from Exophiala mesophila, 784 nucleotides. RefSeq lists its product as uncharacterized. Lineage: Eukaryota; Fungi; Ascomycota; Eurotiomycetes; Chaetothyriales; Herpotrichiellaceae. The record is from RefSeq and is a predicted model, not a curated record. Gene Ontology annotation, cellular component: cytoplasm; nucleus. Gene Ontology annotation, molecular function: diaminohydroxyphosphoribosylaminopyrimidine deaminase activity. The coding region runs from base 218 to 670 and encodes 150 amino acids. The transcript is spliced from 4 exons.
GAAGGAGCCACCCAUAUUCUUAUCAAAGGAACAACUACACAAAUUAAAAAAUUAAAAUAUCUACAUACAUAUACAAACCACCACCCACCAAGAUACAAGUCAACUGAGACUACCUGGUACCCCUGCACUCGUUUACUCCUGUCAUCUGUCUAUCCUACCCCGUGUUGGUACCAGCCAUCCCGAGAAAAGAUACCCACCCCUCCGAAAUCAUCUCAUCAUGUCCGAAACAGACCCGGGCUUCCUGGCCGCGGUGGAAGAGGCCAAGCAAGGAUUUGCAGAAGGCGGUGUCCCAAUCGGCGCAUGUCUGGUUGCUAAGGACGGCACCGUCAUUGGGCGAGGACAUAAUAUGCGCGUGCAGAAGGGCAGCGCCACAUUACAUGGUGAGAUCUCGGCACUAGAGAACUCGGGUCGUUUGCCGGCUUCAGCCUAUGAAGGAUCCACCAUGUACACAUCUCUUAGCCCUUGCGACAUGUGCACUGGGGCUUGCAUCCUGUACAAGGUCAAGCGGGUUGUUAUUGGCGAGAACAAGACAUUUGUCGGCGGAGAGGAGUAUUUGAAGUCUCGCGGUGUCGAGGUCGUGGUCUUUGAUAACGAAGAGUGUAAAGAAUUGAUGAGGAAGUUCAUCGAGCAGAAACCCCAUGUCUGGAACGAGGACAUCGGUGAGCCAUGAUCAUAUUUACCUUGAUAGAGGAUGAUAUUGCUUUCUAGACCUCCACAUUCCUGCUUUAGUGGAAGGAUAACGGGAGGUUAGUUAGCUCUAUGAAUGCCAUCUACUUGACUUUUG